Messenger RNA from Antrostomus carolinensis (chuck-will's-widow), 1797 nucleotides. RefSeq names its product MIER family member 2 (gene MIER2). The record is from RefSeq and is a predicted model, not a curated record. Gene Ontology annotation, cellular component: nucleoplasm. Gene Ontology annotation, biological process: negative regulation of transcription by RNA polymerase II. Gene Ontology annotation, molecular function: transcription corepressor activity; histone deacetylase binding. Bases 94 to 1797 code for a protein of 567 amino acids. The transcript has 12 exons. NCBI's taxonomy places the organism in Eukaryota, Metazoa, Chordata, Aves, Caprimulgiformes, Caprimulgidae.
UCGGUCGGCAGGCAGAGUCCCAGGGUGGUGCCAUACCCAGCCCACAGUCUAUGUCCCGGAGAGCCUGGCCUUCAGAGCGCAGCAGUUGUGUCAAUGGGCUCAGCUGAUCAUCGACUGAACCUGGCAGAGAUCCUUUCGCAGAACUAUGGUGUACGGGAAGAAAGGGAAGAAGAGGAUGAUACUCAGGAGAAGCAGAAAUCUUUAGAAGAGCUGGAAAAGAGUUUCAGUGCCUCUCAGCUGGUGUUGUACUCGGUGAUUGUUCCAUUCCUGAUGAAGCUUUGUCCUCCUCUCGCUCAGAGCAGUGAAAUGCCAUUUGAGGAGCUGCUUGCACUUUAUGGCUAUGAGGCAUCUGAUCCCAUCUCGGAGCAGGACAGCGAGAGCAAUGAUAUUACUCCAAAUCUCCCAGAUAUGACUCUGGAUAAGGAACAAAUAGCGAAGGAUUUGCUUUCAGGGGAAGAAGAGGAGGAGACACAGUCUUCAGCUGAUGAUCUGACUCCAUCCGUCACAUCCCACGAUGCAUCAGACCUAUUCCCAAACCAGCCUGGCUCAAACAACUUCCUUGCUGAUGAAGACAAAGAGCCCUGUUCAUCUCCAUGUGCUUCCUCCAUGGCUGAGGAUUCAGAGGAGGAUUCCAUCCCAUCCAACGAUUGUAAGAAGGAGAUCAUGGUUGGACCUCAGUACCAAGCCACUGUUCCCAUCCUCCACUUAAACAGGCACGGUGAAAAAGCCUAUGAAAAUGAAGAUCAGCUGCUUUGGGACCCAAACAUCCUCCCUGAGAGAGAGGUUGAAGAGUUCCUGUACCGCGCAGUGAAGCGGCGAAGGGAGGAGCUGUCUGGCAGCAGCCUGCCAGAAGGAGAGGUGGUGAAGGACAAUGAACAGGCUUUGUAUGAACUAGUCAAAUGCAACUUCAAUGCAGAAGAGGCGCUGAGGAGGUUACGGUUCAACGUGAAGGUUAUCAGAGAUGAACUUUGUGCCUGGAGUGAAGAAGAAUGUAGAAAUUUUGAACAUGGCUUCAGGGUCCACGGGAAAAACUUUCACCUUAUCCAAGCAAACAAGGUCCGUACCCGGUCAGUGGGGGAGUGUGUGGAGUAUUACUACAUGUGGAAAAAAUCAGAGCGCUAUGACUACUUCACUCAGCAGACUCGUUUAGGAAGGAAGAAGUACGUCCUCCACCCUGGAGCCACGGAUUACACUGACAAUGACUUGGAUGGGGGUGAAGUAGAAAACAGCAGUCGUUCUCGGAGCUCCCCACCAAUUCCCUCUGCAACUGGCUGCCUGGAUUCUCACUUUGGUCAAGAUCAGCUGGCGAUAGAGAGCACAGAGCCCCUGAGCGUGGAGAGCACAGCCUGCAGCCUGGGCAGCAUGAGUGAAUCGGGGCAGGGCUACGAGUGCAGCACACCUUCAGAGACCAACUGUUCCUUCGACCCCACGGAGGAGACGUCCUCAGGUGCCAUCUCGGCUUCCUGCACACAACAUACUGUCAGCCCCUCAGAAACGGGGCUCUAUGCUUUGCCUCCAGCAGGACCAGGACUAGCAGAGAAGCAGGAGACAUUGCAGAGCUCUGGUGAGACGAUAACCAUGGACUUCACUCUCCCUGCAGACAUUAAUGAAGGUUUGCCUUUAAUUGCUGGCCCUGUGGAUUUGGACAGAGACCCAGAGGCAGUGGUGGCCCCUGCGCAAGUGUCCUUAUCGGUCACAGAUUUUGGCCUCAUUGGCAUUGGAGAUGUGAAUAGUUUUCUGACUGCUCAUCAGGCUUGCCCAGCACCUGUGGCUCGGUCAGAGCCUUUGUCACAGUGA